Molecule: messenger RNA, 2016 nt
Organism: Microthlaspi erraticum
Lineage: Eukaryota; Viridiplantae; Streptophyta; Magnoliopsida; Brassicales; Brassicaceae
Source: the annotation of a GenBank genome assembly
AUGUGGAAGUUCAAACCUUUUGCUCAGAAAGAGCCUGCGGGUCUCGAGGGUCGAUUUCUGGAAAUAGGAAACCUCAAAGUUCAUGUGAGAAACAUCAUCGCCGAAGGAGGUUUCUCCAGCGUUUACUUAGCUCAAGACACGAAUCAUCCAUCAAAGCAGUAUGCUUUAAAGCACAUGAUAUGCAACGACGAGGAGUCGCUUGAGCUCGUGAUGAAAGAGAUCUCUGUUCUGAAAUCUCUUAAAGGACAUCCGAAUGUCGUCACGCUCUACGCGCACGGGAUCUUGGAUAUGGGGAGGAACAAGAAAGAAGCUCUCUUGGCUAUGGAGUUUUGCGGUAAGUCUCUUGUGGAAGUGCUUGAGCACAGAGGCGCUGGUUACUAUGAAGAGAAGCAAGCUCUUGCUGUUUUCAGAGAUGUGUGUAACGCUGUCUUUGCAAUGCAUUGUCAAUCUCCACGCAUUGCUCACAGAGACUUGAAGGCUGAGAAUAUUCUACAAUGCUCAGAUGGACAUUGGAAAUUAUGCGACUUUGGAAGCGUCUCGACGAAUCACAAGAUCUUCGAAAGAGCAGAAGAGAUGGGCAUUGAAGAAGACAACAUUAGAAAAUACACAACACCAACAUAUAGAGCUCCUGAGAUGUGGGAUCUCUUUCGAAGGGAGAUUAUAAGCGAGAAGGUCGAUAUAUGGGCUCUUGGAUGUCUUUUGUUUCGGAUAUGUUAUUUCAAGAAUGCUUUUGAUGGAGAAUCAAAGCUACAGAUUCUAAACGGGAACUAUCGUAUACCAGAAUCGCCAAAAUACAGUUCGGUCGUUACGGAUCUCAUUAAAGACAUGCUUCAAGGUUCACCUGAUGAACGACCAGAUAUUUCACAGAUUUGGUUUCGUGUCAACGAGCAGCUUCCUGCUAAUUUACAGAAGUCAUUACCCGAUCGACCACCUGAAAUGCAGUCUACUGGAGUCAAUGAAGGUUUGUCAAAACCAGCAAGUAAAUCUUCUCCUGCACCUCGUAGAAGUCCGCCACCACCACCACCAUCUUCUGGAGACUCGGCUAGUGCAGGAGCGCUCGGUGCCUUUUGGUCAACUCAGCACGCUAAAACCUCGGUUGUUGUAUCAGAAGACAACAAAAGCAUGCCUGUAUUUGAUGAACCAAACAGUCACAACGGUAACACUUCUAAAUCAGAAAGAGUUCGUGUGGAUAGUCACCAUCCUAAAAAGCCUAGUCCUAUGAGAGGAGGAGAGGCUCGUGCUACGCAGAGAAGUAAAGAUCUUGAAGCUACAGUUUCUAGUCCUGCUGCAACCAAUAACAGGACAAGAGUGUCAAAGGACGACGCUUUUAACUCGUUUGUUGCUGACUUUGAUACCACGAAGCUCGAUAAUAAUGGUAGUAAUAAACCUGCAAAAGAAGAGGCUUUGGAGGCUGAGAUAGAGAGGUUGAAAGAUGAGUUGAAGCAAAUGAAUUCAGAGAAGGCUGAGAUUACGGCCAAGUUUGAAAAGCUUUCUGCUAUCUGCAGAUCGCAGAGGCAAGAGUUGCAGGAUCUCAAGCAAACACUUGCCUCUAAAACCGCGUCAUCAUCACCGAGCAGAGACUUUUUGCAAAAUCAAACCUCUCCAGGGAUGCGUUCAGUGUCAUCAACUCCACCGAGAGAUAAGGUUGGAGCAACUGUGUGGGAUCUUCAGCAAGACAGAUCUGAUUGGUCAACAGGAAGCUCAGAUCCAAAUUCAUGGCAACCGUUCAGCGAUGAACCGAAACCGGUGGUGGAAUCUGCAUCAAAGGGUAACAACAAUACCAUUAAUAAUCAGUCUGUGAGAACCAAAAGUAAAUCUGCUUCUUCUGCUCCUGCUCCAGCAAGUUUUGAGCCAUGGGGUUUUGAGACAGAAUCGUUCAGAGCUGCUACAACAUCUUCAGGUUCAGCUUCAGCACAGAGAUCUGUAAGCUCUGCAAACACUCCACAGAGAUUUGGGAACUCAAAGAUGAGAGAUAACCAGAAAACAGCUCAACCUGCUGGAUGGGCUGGCUUCUAA